This is a messenger RNA of Aspergillus pseudotamarii, 1056 nucleotides long. RefSeq names its product zinc-binding alcohol dehydrogenase family protein. The record is from RefSeq and is a predicted model, not a curated record. Bases 1 to 1056 code for a protein of 351 amino acids. The transcript has 2 exons. NCBI's taxonomy places the organism in Eukaryota, Fungi, Ascomycota, Eurotiomycetes, Eurotiales, Aspergillaceae. Gene Ontology annotation, molecular function: oxidoreductase activity, acting on NAD(P)H.
AUGGACGGCAAGAUGAGAGCUUUAGUGACCAUUCCGGCAGGCAAAGCAGAAAUCCAAGAGGUCCCCAUCCCCAAGCCCCUCCCUGGUCAUGCCCUCUUAAAGAUCAACGCAACGGCGCAAAGCAAUGAUCUCAACGGUAUCGCCGUGUCCAAACCUGGUGUUAUCUGCGGAGAUGAUUUUGCCGGCACCGUCAUCGACCCGAACGGCACAACCCUGCAAAAGGGUCAGCGGGUCGCCGGCUUCGUCAUGGGAAGCGAUAUCGACCCCUGCCGCGGCACCUUCGCUCAAUACGCUAUGGCGCACCCCGAUUAUGUCUUCCACGUCCCAGACUCCGUCACAAACGUCGAGGCUGCCUCGAUCUCAUUGUCGCUCGCAACGGCAACCGUGUCCCUCAAGUGGCUGGAGAUUCCAGACGCAACAGAUCCUGUGAAGAAGCCCUUUCCCGUCCUUAUCUAUGGCGCCUCGUCGAGCGUCGGUCUUUUCGCUGUGCAGCUGUGCAGGAUGGCCGGGCUGUACGUUAUCGCCACGGCGUCCAAGCGCAACCACGAGCUCGUCAAGAGCCAAGGUGCCGAUGUGGUCAUUGAUUACCGGGACGAGGACUGGAUUGACCAGGUCAAGAAGGUGGCGGACGUCUGGGGUGGCCUGCAUCAUGUCUUUGACACAAUCAGCACGUACCAAACCACCAAGGCCUGCGUGCAGACCUUCCCGGAAGAAGGUGGGCACAUUGUUUGCAUCAUGGCGCGUACAGCCGAGGAAAUUGGCCUACCAGCGAAUGUCAAGUUGAACGUUGCGCUGUGCUACACGGUUUUUGGAGAGAACUUGGGGUCCAAGAAAGUGGAACUCUAUGAAUCGUUCCAGGACACGGAGGGUGCGAGGCCCCAGGAUCAGCAGACUUGGAAAGCCUAUAUGAAGGCCAUCCCUAAUUGGCUAGAGACAAAGGCUUUGAGGCCGAACCCGCUGCGUUUGCAGGGUGGCUUGGACAAUAUUCUCGAGGGGCUUGAGCUGCAACGAAAGGGGUUGGUGAGCGGCCAGAAGUUGGUGUAUACCAUUGACUAG